Molecule: messenger RNA, 2093 nt
Organism: Pangasianodon hypophthalmus (striped catfish)
Lineage: Eukaryota; Metazoa; Chordata; Actinopteri; Siluriformes; Pangasiidae
Product: regulator of G-protein signaling 9-binding protein
Exons: 3
Coding region: 662-1384 (240 amino acids)
Biological process (GO): G protein-coupled receptor signaling pathway
Cellular component (GO): neuron projection
Source: RefSeq, a predicted model, not a curated record
UUAUUUUAAGAAAUAGCUUACUGCAGCUCUGAUGUUUUGCUAACUGAAUGAGCUAACAUGAGUGAGGUUGCUGAGGAUACUACACCUGCGGGAUAGUGUGAGUGUCAAGGGCCCUCCUUAUCUACACACUGCGUUCAAACAAGCCUGAAGAGCCACAGGGGGGUCAUCAAAGGAUCCCGGCCUGUUCCUCUGCAGUCCCACGCCGUUCUCCCAGAUGGCAAUUAACUGCGCCUAAAGCACACAUACAAAACACAGGAACAAAGGAAGCCAAACAUGGAUUUAACCUUGUUCAAUAUAAAGAGUACUCCUCUUUCCAUGAUUAUGUGUUUAUUUUAAGAUUAGGUCUCCCUCAGAUGUGUGACGUUUGCAGUCGUUUGGUUUGGAGAGCAUCAGCUGCACUGCUCAGGCCUAAUUGAAGAAAGUCUCCCUGAAGGCCAACAGCUUCCAUGAAGCCAUCGGAAAGGAAGUGGGGUGAUAACAGAGUGUUUGCCGGCACUCAUCUCAGAUGUAGUCAAGCUGAGAUGUGAGACUGUCAACACAAUGCUGAGGAUGAGAAGAAAUUAUGGCAUCCUGAAUGAGACUGAGAUGAUCAGGCUGACGCUGUGCCCAAGAACCCAGUUCCAGAUGUGCUAAAACUUUAACUAGUUGUGGUUGGAGGAGCAUGAAUCGGUGGCGGAGGUCAGUGGGAGAGAUCCAGGCCAGGAAGAGGCUUGUGAGCGAGUGUGAGCAGGCGCAGGCCGCCUUCAUCAAACUCACUGCCUGCUUUCAGCAAAUGGCCACCUGCUUAGGGAGUAACACAGACGGCAGCCUUCUGAGAGACGAGCUGGAGGAAACCAGGGGACAGGCGCAUAAAAUAUGUACAGGGCUGCACCGGAGGCUGCUGCAGCUGCUGGUUGAGACAGAACAAGGCCAGGAUGACCGCGAGCAGGUCGAGCGCCUCUGGGUGCUGCUUCUGUGCGCCUUGGAGAACUUCCAGCAGGAGCUCAAGAGGGUCAGUGCACUCCAGGAGCUCUUUCCCAUCGCUCUUCAGAAAGACAGACAGGCCCUGGUUAACACGGGUGCCUCUGCAGGAGGCACUGAGGUGGCAGGUCGUGCUGCCACGGUGCAGAGCCCCUGGGUGGUGACGGAGUGCAAGGAAAAACCUGACCUGAAGGGCCACGUGUUGGAGAUUGAGACCCUGCUCCAGGAAAUGCUGCAGAGGGUAAACGUGCCACUGUGGUCAGUGCAACCAGUGCAGAAAGCCUGGGCUGAGGGAACACAGGAAGAGGAUGAUGACACCUUGGAGGAGAUGAUGGAGGUGGAAGUGGUGUCACAGGAUGGAAAGUCAGGCUGCUGCAGUCAUUCCAACUGUAGAAUAGGAUGCAUAUUCUGUUUGCUCAACUAGAGCCAUUUUGGACCAUGUAGCUAGUGAGAAAUCAGUCUUCAAUCCCUAAUUAAUUUGGCCUGCCUUGGUUUUUGCAACAAAAUCAAGAUUAAUCAUGAUCCAUCUGGAAACCACCAAGCUCUCAUCUAUUUCAUAAUGCACAGUAGCAUAGGUGAAUUUUCAAACAGACAAUACUGCCCCCUAUCAGCAAGUGCUACUAAACAAAAAUAUGACUGUAUAAAAUGGAACUGCAAGACACACCAAAGAUCACAUUAUGCUAAAGAGGGGGGAAAAAAUACAGAUAUCAUGGUGGAAAAAACUGUAAUGCACUGAAUUUCUUCUAACCAUUCUUCCCAACUUGUUUUAAACAAAUAUCUAAAACAUUUUGUAGCCAGGGACCCCUUUAACUAUAAAAAAAAAAAAAAACUUCCACAGACCCCCCAUAGUACACAUUUAUUUCAUGAAUAUUAUUUAAAUUUGCACAAUAAUAUUUUGUCUAUUAGGGAUCUCUAUUCCUGAAUUUUCCACCAACAGAAUAUAUUAGGUGCAAGUUAACAUUUAUUUAUUGGCUUGCUUGUUUUUGGGUUCUUGAGGUUUGGAUUAAACCCAUUCAACUCAAUAAUAAAUACAAUGACUAUACUAAUGGUGGGCUGUGAUUUUCAUCAUGUUAACCUGAAAAUAAAUAAAUAAAAACCACAACCCCCUUGGCCAUGCUUCCAUUUUGAGAACU